UAUGCCAAACGGGCGCCGUCUCGUUUGCUGCCUGCGCGCGUCUCCAAGGAUGAGAAGAUGCUUGGAUGCAUCCAUUACGGAUUUCGUUCUUAUUUGAACUGACUAACGAUUUAACUAUGUUAAUGUAUACGUUUCCGCACCCUGUUCGUGUAGUUUGUGGGUUCUGCUUAUGUUGAACGUGCUAUCGGUGUAUAAAGUCCCUUCGUUGCGUUGGUGCUGCGGAAUACAAGAGAGCCGAGCUAACAUCCGUGGAAGAGAGCUAAUCAAUUUAGAGAAGAGAAAAAGAGGGAUAGUUAAGGGGUUGGGGAACUGACGAGAAGAGAGGGAACGAAAGGAGAGAGAACGUCGACCUCACACCCCAGAAAUUGAAACGGAAAGUGAGGAGCAUCUACCCUCCAUAGAGACACUCCUUUCAAGAGCCGAUUCACCAAACAACUCCUUUUUUAUUGGAAUAAUUGUCAGGGGACAAUUAUUAAUUCUCCCAAAAAAAUAUGCUGAAAAAUAGACGGCAUUCUAUAUUUAAACUGACAUGAACAAAGUCAAGUGAGGAAAUAUAAAUGAUAAAUCAAGAGACCAUUUAAUAUCUAACAGUUCUUCGUGGUUUUUAAAAUGACUUGAAAGAGAAGAAUAGAAUGUACUGGUAAAAUGAACAUCAAGAGAACCGCUUAAUUGUCUUGUAUCAGAGGUGAUUUAUCAACAUAAUAGAACUAAGGGUGGGUCAUGACCAAUUUGCCAUGCAUGUUGUCAUGAUGACCAGCCCCUCCACCCCCUCCCCCCUCCUCUGGUUGGUCCAGCUUUUGCUGUGGCUUCACCACCAUGGACCUCAGCUGACAGGGGCCGUGCCCCCAUGUCCCAACCCCUGUAGCUGCUCCAAUCAGGCAAGCCGCGUCAUCUGUACAAGGAAGAGUUUAGAGGACGUACCGGAUAGUAUAUCUGUGAACACAAGAUACCUCAACUUACAAGAGAACACGAUUCAGGUGAUAAAGUCAGACACGUUCAAGCACCUGCGGCAUUUGGAAAUACUGCAGCUCUCCAAGAAUCACAUCCGACAGAUUGAGGUGGGCGCGUUCAAUGGCCUGCCAAACCUCAACACCCUUGAGCUCUUUGACAAUCGCCUCACGCUGGUACCAUCGCAGGCCUUUGAGUACCUCAGCAAGCUGCGGGAGCUCUGGCUACGGAACAACCCCAUCGAGACACUGCCAGCGUACGCUUUUCACCGCGUUCCCUCCCUGCGCCGCCUCGACCUGGGCGAACUCAGAAAGCUGGACUACAUCUCUGAGGCCGCCUUUGAGGGCCUGGUCAACUUGCGCUUCCUGAACCUGGGCAUGUGCGGCCUGAAGGACAUCCCCAACCUCACACCCUUGGUCAGACUGGAGGAGCUGGAGCUGUCAGGAAACCAGCUGGGGAUCGUCAGGCCGGGCUCCUUCCAGGGCCUGGUGUCACUGCGCAAGCUGUGGCUCAUGCACUCCAAGGUGACGGUCAUUGAGCGCAAUGCCUUUGACGACCUGAAGAACCUGGAGGAGCUCAACCUGUCCCACAACUCUCUGCAUUCACUGCCCCACGACCUCUUCACCCCGCUGCACCAGUUGGAGCGGGUGCACCUCAACCACAACCCCUGGGUGUGCAACUGCGAUGUCCUGUGGCUCAGUUGGUGGCUCAAGGAGACAGUGCCCAGUAACACCACAUGCUGUGCCCGUUGCCACGCGCCCCCAGUCCUGAAGGGCCGCUACAUCGGUGAGCUGGACCAGAGCCACUUCACAUGCUACGCUCCCGUCAUCGUAGAGCCACCCACCGACCUCAAUGUCACAGAGGGUAUGGCCGCGGAGCUGAAGUGUCGCACUGGCACCUCCAUGACGUCUGUCAACUGGCUCACCCCAAAUGGCACCCUCAUGACCCAUGGAUCGUACCGCGUCAGGAUCUCAGUCCUUCACGACGGAACCCUGAAUUUCACCAACGUUACUGUGCAGGACACGGGCCAAUACACCUGCAUGGUGACCAACUCCGCAGGCAACACCACGGCGACUGCAGUGCUCAACGUGUCCUCCUCCGACUCCAGCAACCCCUACAGCUUCUUCACCACCGUCACUGUUGAAACCGUGGAAACAAACAAUGGUGAGGAUGCUGGUAGGCAGUACAUCAACGAAACCUACGUACCACCAGAUUACCUGGGUCCCACUUUUUCAGGAGGGGUACUGGGUAAAGGCAGGGCUGGAUUCACCAUAUCUCCAUCUCGCUCUUCUCUCCACUCUUUCUCCCCGCGUGCCACCAGAAACACUGAAAAUACAGUCACAGUGUCGAUAAUGGAUGUCACAAACAUUACUGGCCUGGACGACGUGAUGAAGACCACCAAGAUCAUCAUUGGCUGCUUUGUGGCCAUCACCUUCAUGGCAGCCGUGAUGCUUGUGGUCUUCUACAAGCUGAGGAAGCAGCACCAGCUGCACAAGCACCAUGGCCCCACCCGUGCUAUUGAGAUCAUCAACGUGGAAGACGAGAUUGGUGCCGGGGCCGGGAGCGGCAUCUCAGGGGGAUCGACCAUGCAAUCUGGGUGCGGAGGAGACGGAACAUUGAGGAUGCAUCACCCGGAAAUAGUCAACCUUCCCAACAUUGGGCGAUCAGAGCAUCUUAACCAUUACUACAAGGCCAAUCAUUUCAACAACAAUGUGAUGGGUCUGAGCAUUGGGACAGGGGCAGGAGUCGGUACUCUAAGCAACAAGAACAAUCUAUCUCCACUUAACCAGCAAGGCCAGGAUAUCCCAAUCUCCUGUACACAGGUUCCAAUCCCCUCCGCCACUUUCCAGACCAUGUCUGGAAAUGGCACCAACACCAACCCUCUUUCUGUUUCUCCACCUCUGCCAAUGUCCCUCCCCAUGCCCCCCAUGGGAUUACAUGGAUCGAUCAAGGGUUUCAUGGGCCAGAACCAGAACCCACAAAUGGAACCUCUUCUGUUCAAGGGAAACUCAAAGGAAAACGUUCAAGAGACUCAAAUUUGAGAACAAAGAGUGAGGAAAGAGAGAGAGUGCAAGGGAACGACAGAGAGGGGAUUGAUGGCUGGUUUACGCACUGAAUGAUUAGACACUACAGUGCAUUGACAUUACACCAAGAGAGAGGAUAGACUGACACCGCAAUACACAAACGCAUAGGCUGGUCAGCUAAAGUGUACUGAGCCAAGGAUUACCACAAUGGGCCACUUGUGUUUGUAGUAACGGUCACGGCAAUGGAGUUAAAUAUCGAACAUCGCUACAAUGUAAAUCUGUGCCAAAGCAAAUGUUUCUUGCAGUUUCUAUGACUUGUAUUCACAUAGAAGAAAGUACUGUGGCUCAAUUCCCUAAGUCAUUGUUGGCCAGUCUGUCAAGACAUGCACAGCACGUACCACAUUGAAGUUUGAGUUAUGAGACAUAACAGGACUAGACAUUUCUAGUCAUUUCUCUUUUACAGAAAACACUUGUGAAAGACACU
Oncorhynchus gorbuscha (pink salmon) is the source of this 3456-nucleotide messenger RNA. RefSeq names its product leucine-rich repeat-containing protein 4B-like. Lineage: Eukaryota; Metazoa; Chordata; Actinopteri; Salmoniformes; Salmonidae. The record is from RefSeq and is a predicted model, not a curated record. Gene Ontology annotation, molecular function: protein binding. The transcript is spliced from 3 exons. Gene Ontology annotation, cellular component: plasma membrane. The coding region runs from base 735 to 2990 and encodes 751 amino acids.